This is a messenger RNA of Cooperia oncophora, 372 nucleotides long. The record is from the annotation of a GenBank genome assembly. Lineage: Eukaryota; Metazoa; Nematoda; Chromadorea; Rhabditida; Trichostrongylidae.
AUGUCUUCUGUUGUGGCAAUCCGUCAUCAUCGCCACGAUCCUUAUGGAACGUUAGUUUUGCUUUAUUGUUUUUUUAAGGACGAAACACAAAUCGGGGAUAUCAUGCGCCUUAUAACCAAAGAUCUCAGUGAACCUUAUUCUAUAUACACAUACAGGUAUUUUAUUCACAACUGGCCGGAGCUCUGCGUUUUGGCCUACGAUACGACCGCAGAUUGUUAUGUUGGUGCAGUUGUUUGUAAGCUGGACAGAAAUGCCGAAGGACGACGAAAGGGAUAUUUAGCUAUGUAUUAUCUUAAUGGUGUUGACGCAUUUCGGCUGAAAUUGUACUUCUCUCCACCCAUGGUACCUACGUUGAAAUCUUCUCUUGUCUGA